AUGUCAUCUCAAGAACACAAGACCCUCAGAAUCGCAAUCCCAUCCAUCCCCUUACAAGUCCAAAUGUCUUCCUCGAAUUCACCCACAACUCCACGUUCGGUCAUUUCCUUCUUCCUGGCGGAGAUGAGGUAUCGAAGACCUUCUUACCCAUCUCGCACCGCUCUCGAGCAAGACCUCCAUGCUUACAUCAGCGCGUGGCAACUGGACCCACAGCAUCUGGAUCCUCGUCGUACAGCUGCCAUGAUCACGCCCUCUGUGGCCAUGGGAGACAUGUCGUAUCACGGUCACGACUAUAGCACAAAGUUUCUCAUAUCGCUCUUCACAUUCUUCAUGAUUUACAUUGACGAUCUCUCGGGUCGAAACCCGGCUCCCUUUGCCGUCUUUCAACAAUACUAUGCGACGUCCAGAGCCCAGCUGGACCCAGUACUCGACCACUUUGCCUCUUGUCUUCGAGCAAUGUGGGCCUUUUAUGACACCUUUACCGCCAAUGCGAUUGUUUCGUCUGCACUCGAGUUUGUCAACGGAUGCUACUUGGAGAGCCUUACCGUUGACAUGAAGGUCAAUCCGAACGCAGAGAGGUACCCUUACUUUCUGCGCAGCAAGACUGGAGUCGCCCAGGCAUACGCUAUGAUGAUCUUCCCCUUGUCUGCUCGGCUAUCUCUGCUCGAGUAUAUCCAAGCUGCACCAUCAAUCAGCUUUUGGAUAGACAUCACCAACGACAUUCUGUCCUUUCACAAGGAAGAGCUGGCGCAGGAAGUGGGCAAUUAUGUCCACCUUCGGGCUGCGGUGGAACGCAAGGCACCAGCCCAGAUCCAUCGCGACCUUGUGCAAGAGGCUCUAAAGGCGUCUGCUAAUAUUGAAUCCACACUCAGCGGUAAUGCCCUCAACGCCUGGCUUACGUUCAAGACAGGCUAUAUUACGUUUCAUGUCACACAAGAUCGCUACAAACUCGGCGACAUGUCACUGGGAGUCGUCCAUCCGACUACCAGGAGUUGA
Molecule: messenger RNA, 996 nt
Organism: Serendipita indica DSM 11827
Lineage: Eukaryota; Fungi; Basidiomycota; Agaricomycetes; Sebacinales; Serendipitaceae
Source: the annotation of a GenBank genome assembly